This is a messenger RNA of Phytophthora infestans T30-4, 5577 nucleotides long. RefSeq names its product DNA-directed RNA polymerase II largest subunit. The transcript has 3 exons. Bases 1 to 5577 code for a protein of 1858 amino acids. Gene Ontology annotation, cellular component: RNA polymerase II, core complex. NCBI's taxonomy places the organism in Eukaryota, Oomycota, Peronosporomycetes, Peronosporales, Peronosporaceae. Gene Ontology annotation, biological process: transcription by RNA polymerase II. The record is from RefSeq and is a predicted model, not a curated record. Gene Ontology annotation, molecular function: DNA binding.
AUGGCGUCUACGCAGUUCUCGUACUCGAGCGCGCGUCUGCGCCGCGUCAAGUACCUGCAGUUCGGCGUGUUCAGCCCCGAGGAGAUCCGCGCCAUGUCUGUGACUAAGCAGACGAAGGUCAACGACCGUAUUAUCCCCGACGGCAUUUCGCGCCCGGAAACGUACUUAAACGGACAUCCUGUUAUUGGAGGCAUUGGAGACCCACGUAUGGGCACGUGUGACUUCCGCGCUCGUUGCAAGACUUGUGACUGCACAUACAGCGGCAGUGGAGGCAAGGUGAACGACUGUCCGGGUCACUUUGGCCACGUUGAGCUGGCCCGCCCCAUGUACCACAUGGGUUUUAUCAAGGAAGUGCUCAAGAUCCUACGCUGUGUGUGUUUUCACUGCUCCAAGGUGCUGAGCGACGAGCGCGACCAUCGCUUCCGCUCUGCCAUGAAGAUCAAGAACGGCAAGCGUCGACUGAAGGCCGUGUACGAGAUCUGCAGCAACAAGAGCAUGUGUGAGUACGGCGAGGAAGCUGACAUGGAGAAAAUGCGCGAGGACCUCAACAUCGGUCUACAGGGGGGACUGGACGACAAGUCCAAGCCCAAGGAGGGUGGUCACGGAGGUUGUGGUGGUCUCCAACCCAAAUACCGCAAACAGGGUAUCAAACUGUUGGUAGAGUUCCCUGAACAGAUGGAAGAUGUGCCCGGUUCGGGUGAUCGCAAGCAGAAUCUGCCGGCUGCGAAGGUGUUGUCGAUCUUCAAGAACAUAUCGGACGAGGACUGCUUCGCUCUCGGACUGGACCCUCGCUGGGCUCGCCCUGAUUGGCUUGUCAUGACUCUCAUGCCGGUGCCGCCCCCGCACGUUCGUCCUUCUGUGGCUAUUGACGGUAUGGCGCGUGGUGAAGACGAUCUUACGCACAAUUUGGCUUCUAUUGUAAAGGCGAAUUUGGCGUUGCUGAAUUGUGUGCGCAAGGGCGAACCUUCGCAUAUUAUCGAGCAGUUCGAACAACUGUUGCAGUUCCAUUUGGCGACUUUCCUUAACAACGAGCAGCCUGGUCUCCCACAAGCUCAGCAACGUUCCGGUAAGCCGCUUAAGACACUGCGGCAGCGUCUGCGUGGUAAGGAAGGCCGUAUUCGUGGUAACUUGAUGGGUAAACGUGUGGAUUUCUCGGCUCGUACGGUCAUUACUGCUGAUCCGAACCUGGCUAUUGAUCAAGUCGGCGUCCCUCGGUCCAUCGCGAUGAAUCUUACUGUGCCGGAACGUGUGACUCCGUUCAAUAUGAAUUACAUGCACCAGCUGAUUGCAAAUGGCCCGCUUGAACAUCCUGGUGCCAAGUACAUCAUUCGCGAAGACGGCAAUCGUAUUGAUUUGCGUUACAUCAAGAACAAGUCGGACCUUGCGCUUAAGUGCGGGUGGAUCGUGGAGCGUCAUCUUCGUGACGAUGAUUUGGUGCUGUUCAACCGUCAACCUUCGUUGCACAAAAUGUCCAUUAUGUCGCACCGUGUUAAGGUGUUUGACUGGUCGACGUUUCGUCUGAAUCUGUCCGUCACGUCCCCAUACAACGCCGAUUUCGAUGGUGAUGAAAUGAACCUGCACGUGCCACAGUCGAUGACAGCUCGUGCUGAUGCACAGGAACUCAUGAUGGUGCACAAGGUGAUUAUCACUCCGCAGAGCAAUCGCCCCGUCAUGGGUAUUGUGCAGGAUUCUCUGCUCGGUGCACAAAAGUUUACUAAGCGAGAUAUCUUCUUGCACAAGGAUUGGGUCAUGAACCUGCUCAUGUGGGUUUCCAAUUGGGAUGGCAAGGUCCCAACACCUGCUAUUUUGGUACCGAAGAAAGGAGAAUUGGGCAAGUACACGCCAAUCUGGACAGGAAAGCAGAUUUUCUCGGCAAUUGUCCCUGCGAUUAACUUUACUGGGUUUUCGUCGACACACAAAAGUAGCGAGAAGUUCUCAGAUCUGUCUCCUAUCGACUCUCGUGUGAUAAUUCAGCAGGGUGAGUUGUUGGCGGGUAUAAUUGACAAGAAGAUCAUUGGUUCAUCGGCCGGUGGUUUGGUCCACAUUACGAUGCUUGAGAAGGGACCCGAUGAGACCAAACGUCUUCUUGGUGCAAUUCAACAGCUGGUGAACAACUGGUUGGUUGGGCGUAGUUUCACUGUCGGUGUGAGUGACACGAUUGCCGAUGUGUCUACGCUGAAGACUAUUGUGGAUAUUAUUACCCAGGCCAAGGUGCAAGUGCACGAUUUGGUGGUGCGUGGACAGAAAGGAAAACUGGAAACUCAGCCUGGCCGAACAAUGGUUGAGUCCUUCGAAGGUUUGGUUAAUAUUGUGUUGAACACUGCUCGUGAUCAAGCUGGUCGUGAGGCACAGGGCAGUCUGGAUGAGACGAACAACAUUAAGGCUACGGUAACGUCCGGUUCCAAGGGUUCUUUCAUUAAUAUCUCCCAGAUUAUUGCUUGUGUGGGUCAGCAGAACGUUGAAGGAAAGCGAAUCCCGUACGGUUUUAACCACCGUACGUUGCCGCACUACGGCAAGGAUGACCUUGGCCCCGAGAGUCGUGGUUUCGUUGAAAACUCGUACCUGAAGGGCUUGACGCCACAGGAGUUCUUCUUCCACGCUAUGGGUGGUCGUGAAGGUCUGAUUGAUACAGCUGUGAAGACGGCCGAGACUGGUUACAUUCAACGUAGACUUGUCAAGGCAAUGGAGUCGGUUAUGACACGCUACGAUGGCACUGUGCGGAACGCUCAGGGUGAAAUUAUUCAAUUUUUGUACGGCGAGGACGGUAUGGAUGCUGUCUGGGUCGAAAAGCAACGAUUCGAAUCGCAUAAGCUGAACAAGGUGCAGUUUGAAAAGAAGUACGUUUUCGACCCGUCGGAUGAAGACCUUGGAUGUGUACCGAACUGCCCCGACCAGCUAUACCUCGAGCCGGACAUCAUCAAGGAUAUUCGGACGAACCAGCGCACACAACAGCUGCUGCGUGAAGAGCUGACGCAGCUUCAGAAGGAUCGUGUGAACCUGCGUGUCAUUUUGGCAAGUCGUGGCCAGGGCCAGGAGUCCGAUAACGCCGCCCAGAUUCCGGUGAAUAUCCGUCGUUUGGUGGAGAAUGCACAGCAGCUGUUUAGCAUCGACAUGCGAAAGCCAUCAAGUCUUCACCCGUCACGCAUAAUUGAAGGAGUGAAGGAACUGUGCAAGAAGAUAAUCGUUGUGCAGGGCGAUGACCGGCUGAGUAUCGAGGCCCAAGAGAAUGCGACACUGUUCUUCCAGAUUUUAUUGCGGUCAACGCUUGCGUCCAAGUGCGUUACACUGGAGCACCGUUUGACGGAGACAGCAUUCGAGUGGCUCAUGGGUGAAAUUGAGUCCAAGUUUACGAGCGCGUUGGUGUCUGCUGGUGAGAUGGCAGGUGUGGUGGGAGCCCAGUCGAUUGGUGAGCCGGCGACGCAGAUGACACUGAACACAUUCCACUACGCCGGUGUGUCUGCUAAGAAUGUGACACUUGGUGUGCCUCGCCUGAAAGAAAUUAUGAACAUUGCGAAGGACGUUCGGACCCCAUCGCUGCGUAUCUUCUUGACGCCUGAUUGCGCUCAUGAUGCCGAUAAGGCUAAGUUUAUUCAGUCACAACUAGAGUACACGACAUUGGCAGACGUGACGGCCAACACCUCGAUCUACUAUGAUCCUGAUCCGAUGAACACGGUGGUCGAAGAGGACCAGGAGUUUGUGGCUUCGUACUACGAAAUGCCCGAUGAGGACACGCCGAUCGCUCGUUCUCCGUGGCUUCUGCGUAUUGAGCUGAACCCGAAGAUGAUGGCAGACAAGAAGUUGACGAUGGGUGAAAUCGCUGCACAAGUGGAAGCUGAGUAUGGGCAGGAUCUUUCGUGUAUCUUUACUGAUGAUAACGCUGAUCGCCUGGUGCUGCGUAUCCGUAUAAUGAGCGACGAAGAAGAGAAGCUGCAGCGCUCAGGUGAGACUGCAGUUGGACAGGAAGAUGACACAUUUCUGAAGCGUGUGGAGCACAAUAUGCUCACGCAGAUGAAAUUGCGUGGUAUCGAGGGUGUGAAGAAGGUUUACAUUCGUGAAGGACCGUCGACACACUGGUUUGACGACGUUGGUUUCAAGAUGAUGAACGAGUGGAUGCUGGAUACAGAUGGCACGAAUCUUCUUGAUGUAAUGUGCUACCCCCAAGUCGACUCCACCCGUACGAUCUCAAACGACAUUGUCGAAAUCAUUCAGGUGCUGGGUAUUGAAGCUGUUCGUCGUGCGCUACUGAACGAAAUUCGACAGGUCAUUUCUUUCGAUGGUGCCUAUGUGAAUUACCGACAUUUGGCGUGCUUGUGUGAUGUAAUGACAUUCCGUGGUCACCUCAUGGCCAUUACUCGUCACGGUAUCAACCGUGAUGACUCUGGUCCACUUGUCCGCUGUUCGUUUGAAGAGACGGUGGAAAUUCUGAUGGAUGCGGCCAUGUUCUCGGAGGGAGAUCCACUGACGGGUGUGUCGGAAAAUGUCAUGCUGGGUCAGUUGGCUCCACUCGGUACAGGAAUAAUGGAUUUGGUGCUCGACGCGAAGAAACUGGCGAAUGCUAUUGAGUAUGAAGCGUCGGAAAUUCAGCAGGUGAUGCAGGGUCUCGACAACGAAUGGAGGAGUCCGGACCAGGGUCCAGGCACACCGAUGGCGACUCCUUUCGCGUCGACGCCCGGUUUCUCGGCAUCAUCGCCAUUCAGCCCCGGUGGUGGCUCGUUCUCACCGGCGGCUGGCGCUUUCUCGCCUAUGGCAAGCCCGGCGUCUCCUGGUUUCAUGGCAGCGUCGCCUGCUCACAGCCCUGCGUCUCCGUUGAACCCGACAUCGCCUGCAUACAGUCCGAUGUCGCCGGCGUACAGCCCAACGUCUCCAGCAUACUCGCCGACGUCCCCAGCCUACAGCCCGACGUCUCCUGCGUAUAGUCCGACUUCGCCUGCUUACUCACCGACGUCUCCGGCUUACAGCCCCACAUCCCCUGCAUAUUCGCCGACGUCUCCAGCUUACAGUCCGACUUCUCCGGCAUACUCGCCGACGUCACCAGCCUACUCGCCGACUUCUCCAGCUUACAGUCCGACUUCGCCAGCGUACUCUCCGACAUCCCCGGCAUACAGUCCAACGUCCCCGGCAUACUCGCCCACGUCGCCUGCAUACAGCCCAACGUCGCCCGCAUACAGUCCGACUUCGCCUGCGUACUCACCAACGUCACCAGCCUACAGCCCGACAUCCCCGGCGUACAGUCCGACGAGUCCGGCUUACAGCCCCACUUCUCCGGCCUACACGCCUGCGUAUUCGCCUACGUCCCCGGCGUACAGUCCCACAUCACCGGCAUAUUCGCCAACGUCGCCUGCGUACUCGCCGACAUCUCCAGCGUACUCGCCAACGUCGCCAGCAUACUCGCCAACUUCACCGGCGUACAGUCCGACUUCGCCAGCUUACUCGCCGACUUCUCCAGGGUACAGCCCGACGUCGCCCAGCUAUAGUCCUGCCUCUCCUGAGUACAACCCGACGGAGGGCUACAAUCCGAGUGCAAGUGGCUACAGCCCAACGGAUGCCGAUGAGAAGAAGGAAGAGGAUUCGAAGUGA